Molecule: messenger RNA, 1245 nt
Organism: Schistocerca piceifrons (Central American locust)
Lineage: Eukaryota; Metazoa; Arthropoda; Insecta; Orthoptera; Acrididae
Product: caspase-1-like
Exons: 6
Coding region: 192-1043 (283 amino acids)
Biological process (GO): apoptotic process; proteolysis
Cellular component (GO): cytoplasm
Source: RefSeq, a predicted model, not a curated record
GUAUGCUGUGUAGCUGUCAAGUUUGCUUUGUACGCUACGAACUGUAGUAAAGACAGUGCGUAGUGGUUUUCAAUGCAAACUCGGUAAAUUUGGUAUUUUAUUUGGCCUCUUUCAUAUACCCAUUUUGGCACCAUCUGGCGGUGCUAGUUGUAACGAACGUGCUACUUGCAAGUCUGCAAGACAAUAACAUAAUGGCUAGCACAGACACGACGGAAACCCCUUCUUCUGACGCGGGGGAUGCUCAAGGAUUGCGUUACAAUGGUUCUCCAGCAUUAUUUGCAAGAAUGCCAGCAGAAAUUGAUGCAGUGUAUUAUAGCAUGUCUCACAAGAAAAGAGGGCUUGCAGUGAUUUUCAAUCAUGAAAAUUUUGAUAUUCAAAGUUUGAAGGCACGUGCAGGAACCAAAGUAGACCGUAACAACCUCAGCGAGUCUCUCUCGAAACUUGGAUUUGAGGUCAAAGUAUAUGAUGAUCUCACAUACAAGUCUGUGAAAGAAAUUGUUGAAGAAGCUGCACGCUAUGACCAUAAUGAAUGUGACUGCUUCGUCAUGGCUGUGCUGUCACAUGGAGAGAUGGGCGUUUUGUAUGCCAAGGACACAGCAUACAAGCCUGAGUUUCUCUGGACACAUUUCACUGCGGAUAGGUGUCCCAGCUUAGCUGGAAAACCAAAAUUAUUCUUCAUUCAGGCAUGCCAGGGUGACAAGUUGGAUGGUGGGAUUACACUGAGAACGGAAACAGAUGGUGCCCCACUUUCAUAUAGGAUUCCAACGCAAGCAGACUUCCUGAUAGCAUAUUCGACAGUUCCAGGAUACUACUCAUGGCGCAACACUACCUACGGCUCAUGGUUCAUGCAGGCCCUCUGCUGGGAACUCCAGAGUCGAGGAACGAAACUUGAUAUUCUGACACUGUUGACAUUUGUGUGUCAGCGUGUUGCAAUAGACUUCGAAUCCAAUACACCUAAUAACGAUGUUAUGCAUAGGCAGAAGCAAAUACCGUGCAUCACAACAAUGCUGACAAGAUUAUUGCGUUUUGAGGAGAAGAAGUAAUAUAGCUUUAGUUAUAGAAUUUUGUGUGUGUGAAAAAAAAAAAAAAAAAAAUUUGUGAUGCAGCAAAUGCUGUAACAGUUCCAGGUUUGAUGAUGUGUAAGAAAUUGCACAUUCAAAAGUGCAAACUGUCAGUUUCAUUAUUUUGAGAAUAGAGGGAAUUUUUGCCAGUAUAUUUUUUAUACAAUAGCCUUUGUUUUUUUUU